This is a messenger RNA of Wallemia ichthyophaga EXF-994, 903 nucleotides long. RefSeq lists its product as uncharacterized. NCBI's taxonomy places the organism in Eukaryota, Fungi, Basidiomycota, Wallemiomycetes, Wallemiales, Wallemiaceae. The transcript is spliced from 4 exons. The coding region runs from base 1 to 903 and encodes 300 amino acids. The record is from RefSeq and is a predicted model, not a curated record.
AUGCCAGCUGGUGUGAUAUUAAGCAGCAUAGUGUCUCUUGCAAGAGCACUUUAUAUUGGAACACUCCUCAUGCUCACCUCCCCUGCUUGGUUCUUUGCACUCAGCAAAGUUACGAGCGGUAAGUGUACAGCGCGAACACUUACGGCGAUAUAUGUGGGGUUCAUGGCCUCUGUCGUAGUCACAUAUCUGAUAAUGGAAUUGAUUUUUAGAAUAUGUUUAAGAUUUGAAAAUCCACUACGCUCACUGGACAGAGUUAUCGGUGUCACCCUGAUCAACCUAGCACUAUAUGCUUUGAUUGGAGUCGGCCUGAUGGUUAAAUUCCACGUCUACUAUCGUCGUGUCGAAGUUGCGCUAAUUUUUAUUGCUUCUAUAGUGCCUGCGGUCAAUGGUUGCCUCCGCAUUGCAAAGAACGUCUUCAACGAUCAGACCUGCAUGAUAAUACAGGGUAUUGAGGCGCUCAUAUACAUUCUCAUACUCUUCACCAAAGCCUCAAUGUCUUUGGAAUGGGAAGUGUCACAGGUCCAAAACCAAACGACCGAAGCUUCAGACAUAGAGGAGGCUAUGAAAGGGAGAAGCAGCAAAGACACUGUCUUCCUCCCCUGGAACGUAAAUAGUUCCCAAACGCUGGCACGUGCAAAAUCAGCGAAUUCAUCGCAACAUAUAUACAAAUCAGAUGGCUGCAAGAGUGUUUAUGAUAUAAGUACACCUACAAGCAGCAACAUGGACCCGUUUGAGUACGAUUUCACGACGAGCGUCAGUAUGCGCAAAGAUAGCUCCAAAGUACAGACAGGAACUAUCAAAAACGAUCGUAAAUAUUCAAUCAAAGCGCCUAGGAACAUUAAAGGUAACAAUAUACCUUUAGCUGUUUGGGUUACUCAAGCAGAUUCUAAAGAAGAUUUCUAA